Messenger RNA from Symsagittifera roscoffensis, 2259 nucleotides. RefSeq names its product acetylcholine receptor subunit beta-type unc-29-like. The transcript has 11 exons. The coding region runs from base 451 to 2085 and encodes 544 amino acids. Gene Ontology annotation, biological process: signal transduction; monoatomic ion transmembrane transport; regulation of membrane potential. NCBI's taxonomy places the organism in Eukaryota, Metazoa, Xenacoelomorpha, Acoela, Convolutidae. The record is from RefSeq and is a predicted model, not a curated record. Gene Ontology annotation, molecular function: transmembrane signaling receptor activity; transmitter-gated monoatomic ion channel activity involved in regulation of postsynaptic membrane potential; excitatory extracellular ligand-gated monoatomic ion channel activity. Gene Ontology annotation, cellular component: synapse; plasma membrane; neuron projection.
UGUGAAGAAGAUAAGUUAUGAUGGAGGCUAUAAGCCGCCGCCUCAUUAAAACGAUUACCUGACAUUUGUCACCGAUCGUUACUGCAUUUUUACAACUUAGCGAACAAGAGUAACAGUAAUCUGCGACAUUUAACACCGGCUAAUCUUUUUAAGAACUCCUCAAUUCAUGUCGAUUAAACUGGAAGCCCAGCGAUUUAAAGAGGCAAAAAUUUGAGACAAAAAUCAAUUCUCGUUAAUUGUAACUCAAUUUUGACGCCGACUUUUGACUGAGCAAAAUUCCAAAAAGGGUUGGAAAUUUUUCACGGUUGUUGGAAUCUAUAUAACGAAUCAAGUAAAAGAAGUUAUAAUUAGAUUGCACUUUGACUCGAUUAAACUUCUUCAAGAACUGGUUCUAACAGAUUGAAGACAGACACUUCCCAGCCCGAUUCUGACCACUCAAUUGUUCCCAAGAUGACAAUUCAGACAAUGAGAUUCGAAAAAGCGGUUGGAAUGAUAUUGGAGCUGCUGUUUUUCCUCUCAAUUUCAGAUGCAAGAUGUCCAGGAGGUCUGUGCACUCAAGGGGAUCAGCACCGCAUCUUCGAGGACAUCAUAGAGUCCAAACCACACCUGAAGAAUCUACGGCCAGUCUUACAGCAGACCACUCCUACCAUCGUAACUAUGGACACGCGCCUGACAGAGAUAGUCGAUUUAGACGAGACGAACGGAAAGUUGACUACAAAUUGGGUGCUAAACAUGAGUUGGACAGACGAGUUGCUGAGUUGGUCCACUAACAAUUAUGGACAAGAAGGCGAAAUUGUUGUUCCUGCUGGUAUGAUUUGGAUACCAGACAUUACUGUGCAAAACAGCGAAUACGACAUACACAGUGGCCUUGGCCUGUUCCGUGACUGCAUGGCUCGAGUAAAGAACAACGGACUAAUUUCAGUAGUCACACAACUGCACCUCAAGACCACUUGCACCACUGACGGAACAUUUUUUCCCUAUGACUCACAGACCUGCACGGUAUCCUUCGCUUCGCAAGUUUACACCAGCGAAGAACUGUACAUGCAAAACCAAUCGGCACAAAGUGCUCAUGAUUCUAUGAAAAUUUCGGCGCAUUGGGAAAUUCUGGGAGUAUUUGUCGAUUCACUAAGACAACACUACGCUUCAAUUCGGUUUCAAAUCCACGUCAGACGGAAGAUGACAUUUCAUUCCAAAUUAUGGAGCAGCUUUUUCGCCACCUUUGCUCUCAUAUCCUUGUCUAUUUUCCUCCUUCCGUGCGAUGCCAUUGAGAGGUCGACUUUGGGAGUUGUGAAUAUAGCCAUCCAACUGGUAGUGAUGAUGCUUGCCGCAUCUAACUUGCCACAAGGAGAAGAAGGAGGAAUGCCCUGGAUAGGUGUUUUCCUGUCAGCACAGUUUUUGAUCGCAAUUGCAUCUUUAGUUGCACACUACAUUGUUAUAAAAAUCGGAACCAAUGGGAUAAGAGAACCAAAUACGUCGCCCCCUGAUUGGUUGAAAAAGCUGGCUUUUAACUGGCUCCGAAUGUUUGGAUCUCGGAUUGUUGAAGCCACAGGUGCCAAUCAAGAUGAUGAGCCAAGAAUUUGGGCACGAGAAGAUUUUGCUGACGAAUCAAAAUCACAAACAGAACCAUCCAAAAGACGGUUGACCGUUGAAUGUCCGAACGGAAGCGGAUAUGUCUACAAUUUACACGUGAACACAGCAUGGGAUUUGGAUGAACAAACUUGCAAAACACUUCCUAUUAAACCUGUUCAGAAAAUUAUUCACGAAACUGCUUCAACAACGCCCUCUGAGAUUUUUGAAAACUCUUCCUUGUUUGGGAUGCCGACUACAAAACGAAGCUUGGUCGGGGUAAAAACGAGCUGCAAUUCUAGACAGGAACGACUUGCCAGUAAUGAGUUACUCGAAAAUAUUGACCGAAAUCUGAGUCAUUUUGUGGUGCACUUGAACUUGCAAAGGCAAAUUAGGAUUAGAAGGAACGAAUGGAGCCGCAUUGCCCAAAUAAUUAACCGAUUCCUGUUGUUCUUGUUUCUUGUGACCAACGUUGCCGUAUCUAGUUUCAUAUUGGGAAAACUUAUGCAGAAAUUGUGACCUACACAGAUGAAGAGGCAAAAGCAAUUCAAGUGGCAAAUUUAGGAGGCAAAAAGAGGCAAGUCAAAAACCUACAAAUGAAAACAAAAAUGAAACAAUAAAUGGCAAUUUUGUAUAAAAUUACGAAUUGAGAUUUGCUCCAAUAAUGUAUGAUAUAAACUGAAACUUUUUUAU